This is a messenger RNA of Brienomyrus brachyistius, 1985 nucleotides long. Its product is annotated as P2Y purinoceptor 3-like. Gene Ontology annotation, molecular function: oxysterol binding; G protein-coupled receptor activity. Gene Ontology annotation, cellular component: membrane. The transcript is spliced from 2 exons. The record is from RefSeq and is a predicted model, not a curated record. The coding region runs from base 331 to 1362 and encodes 343 amino acids. Gene Ontology annotation, biological process: G protein-coupled receptor signaling pathway. NCBI's taxonomy places the organism in Eukaryota, Metazoa, Chordata, Actinopteri, Osteoglossiformes, Mormyridae.
GAGUCAGAGCCAGCUGAGGGAGGUGGAAGGGUGAGAGAGCAGAGGAGGAAGCAAUUUUUCAGUAUGUGGAAUGGGAAGAAAGUAGAUGAAACAGAGUAGGGGUGACUAAAUAAUCGUCUUAUAUCCUGGAACAGUACCAUGAGGCAACAACAGAACAUUUUUGUGUCUGGUGAAGCUGGAAAAAGUGAUCACCGGGCUUGGAACCAUUGAUCCUGUUGUGCAAAAGCAAGACGUCAACAAGCUUGGGAAAGCACUAUCGAAAGAGUGCUGGAAAAAUGGGGGGAUGACAAAAAAGGACCUUUUGCAUCAAGAGAAAGUAUUAUUUUCACCAUGAUGACAGCCAUCCCAGGACAGAGAAGAGGGAAUUUGACCUCCUUCUCACCCUGCAGCAUUGACGAAUCCUACAAGUACAUUUUCCUCCCAAUCUGCUACUCGUUCACUUUUGUCUUCAGUCUAUCCCUCAACUCAGUGGUCCUCUACCAUUCCUUCCGUCGCACCAGGCACUGGAACGCCUCCCUCAUAUACAUGGUGAACCUAGCGUCCACCGACUUGAUGUAUGGACUCUCGCUGCCCUUCUUGGUGGCUAGUUACGUCAUGCGGGACCACUGGGUGUUUGGGGACUUCAUGUGCCGCCUGACCGGCGACCUCACCAGGGCAGCACAGAAUGGUCAUUUGGCGGAAAGCAAGCUUAGGCCUGGUCCAGUGGAGGUUGUUCUUAACUGCUGGGAUGAUGCUACUGACACUGAGAUUCUGCUCUACAUACCCUAUGGUAUAGUCCUUCACCUGCUUGGCUUCUUUGUCCCGUUUACCGUCAUUGCUUGGUGUUAUUCACAUGUGGUCCUGACGAUCAUCCGGACCUUGCGUAUGCAACCCUGCCUGCAGGGGGUGGUAGAAGAAAGAAGUGCUGACUGCGCAGGGCUCAGGAGUGGGGGGGUGUCCCUCUCCCUGGGGCCACACUCUUCUUAUGUCCGGCGCCGUCGUAAAUCAGUGAAAACCAUCAUCACCAUCAUUCUGCUGUUUGCACUGUGUUUCUUCCCCUUUCAUGUCACACGAACUAUCUUUUUCAUUCUCAAAGUGACCAGCGGGGUGGAGUGCCACACCAUGAGGAUGGUCUCCAUCUGUUACAAGAUCACCAGGCCACUGGCUUCAUUCAAUGCCUGGCUCAAUGCGCUGCUGUACUUCCUGACUAAGGAGAAAGGGGCUCAGUGCUGCCCAUCACCUGAUCCCGCUCUUCAUGGCCUCCUUUGGCCACUGCGGGCAUUUGGUAGAGGGGGAGAGGAGGAAGAAGGUGGUGGGGAAGUAGUGGACAAUAAAGAAAACGAGUCUAAAUCUUCAGGAAAUAGAUUUCGGGGGCUGGCAUAAGUAGGAUUUUGAGGCAGACAAACUGGGAGAUAUACUGAAUAUUUCACAAAUCUGGAUGUGAAUGAUUGUAAGAAAAGAUGAAUGAUUAAAGUGACUUUUUAUAGCAAAAGAAGAUUAUUUUUACAUCAGAGAAAUUAUUACAAUGGAAAAUUCCUGUAGUAUCAUUUCUUAAAAUGCAAGGCUUAGAAACUUUUAAAGCUUAGAAGUGCGGCUUUAGCCUAUGGCAGACAAAACCCAAAAUCUCGGACACUGAUUCCAUGUCAAGACAUAAUGUCAAAUUUGUCCUUAGUUACAUUGUGAACCUUUUUAUACAGACCUAGUUAGCAAUAUUUUCAGGUUCUUUUUUGGUGAAACAUCAUUACUUAUAUGUCAUGUAAAUAUGUGGGUUAUGUAGUCUGUAUAUAAUGUGAUACGAUGUUAAUUUUCAGUAUGAUUAUUUGCUUUUACUGUUAUAAUGUAGGAACAGAGUAAUGUUUGUGUGUAAUCUAGAACAAAUCAUAUUAUUUAAACCUAAAGAAAUACCAGGUUAAUGAUCUGCUUAUCCAGCUGCUUGGAAAACAAAGUUUAACUAGUGUGAUAUUGCUGAGCAUUCAUAAAUACACAGGAUAUGCAUAAAACACAAA